AUGGCGAAUUAUGAAGUGACUGUGAAACAUGACGAGCUUGCCUUUGCUGGCACUAGAAACAGGAUCUUCAUUAAGCUGGUGGGCACAGAUGGGGAGAGCAAACGCACGUGGCUCCACACCUAUAUGGGGCUGUUAAACAUUGACAAACUACCGUUCAUGGUCAUCAAAUACACUUUUUCUUCAUCUCUUGAAAUGUUCUUGAACCAUCUCUCAUCAUUCCAGGUGAAGUGCCCCGUCUCCAUUGGAAAGCUGAUUUUGAUAGAGCUAGACAAACAGCACUUCCUAGUCAAAGACUCUUGGUUCCCUGCCAAGGUGGUAGUGAAAUCCCCUGAGGGACACACCUACAACUUUCCCAUCUACAGCUGGAUCACUGACAGUGAGGUGCACAGCUUCAGAGAGGGAACAGCUCUGAGAGACUUUGAAGACUAUUCUCGUGCCAUUCAAUUUCGGAAGCAAGAGCUGAAGCAGCGAGACAAAGAGUAUCGCUGGCACGUGUAUGCGAAGAGAAUACCCGACUGCAUGAAGGCAGAUAGUUUUUUUGAUCUGCCUUCAGAUAUCCGCUUCUCCUUCACCAAGGACGUAGAGUUUGUGUACACUCUAGAGUCAGGGCUGAUUGAGCUGGAACUAGAGGGACUGGUUGAUUCCAGGGAGAAAUGGCAUCAUGUUGCUGCUAUCAGUCAGGUCUUCCCAGUGAGACGGACUGACAUAUCAGACUAUGUCCAGCAGCACUGGAGGGAUGAUGAUUUUUUUGCCUACCAGUAUCUAAAUGGUGUCAACCCCAUGGUGAUCAAACGCUGUUCAGCUCUGCCUGAUAACUUUCCUGUCACUGACGAGAUGGUCUUCCCCGGUGAUCAGUUCAGCUUGGCAGAUGAGAUGAAAGGCAACAUAUUCCUGUGUGACUACAAGCAUUUGGAUGGAGUAACAGCAAACACCAACAAUGUGACGAAGCAGUACUUGGCAGCUACCCUCGUCCUGCUCCACAAAACACCUGAGGACAAGCUGAUGCCAAUUGCUAUUCGGCUGAAGCAGACUCCAGCAGAAGACAACCCCAUCUUCCUUCCUACUGAUCCUGAGUACGACUGGUUGACGGCCAAGAUUUUUGUGAGAAGUGCAGAUUUCAAUGAGCAUCAAGCCAACUCUCACCUGCUGCGCACUCAUCUGCUGGCUGAAGUGUUUGCAGUGUCACUGCUGCGCAACCUGCCCAUGGUGCAUCCACUGUACAAGCUCCUCAUACCUCACACUCACGACACUCUUGAAAUCAACUAUAUGGCUCGACAUCAUCUGAUAUCCGACAAUGGAGUUUUCACAAAGUUUGCAGCCACUGGUGGAGAGGGUUUGGUGACACUCCUGCAGAGAUCAUUGUCCUCAGUGACCUACACCUCCCUCUGCAUACCAGAGGACAUCGCUGAGCGUGGGCUGAAGGAUGUGCCGAACUUCUACUACAGGGAUGAUGGACUCAAGCUUUGGGAUAUCAUCUACAGGUUUGUGCAGGGAGUGCUCGGCUUCUACUACAAGAAUGAUGAUGAGGUCAAGAAAGACUCUGAACUGCAGAAGUGGAUUUCGGACAUUUUUGAACAUGGAUUUCUUUCCCGAAAAGGCACAGGAAUUCCCCAGCGCUUUACCAAAGUGGAAGAGUUGGUCAAGUUUGUCACCAUGGUGAUCUUCACUUGCUCAGCACAACACUCUGCUGUGAACACUGGACAGUAUGACUAUGGUGGCUGGAUGCCCAACUCUCCCACCACCCUGUACUGUCCUCCACCAACCAAAAAGGGGACAACAAUUCAGGCCACGAUGAUGGACACAUUACCUGACAAGGGCACGACAGCUAAUGGAAUGUCUACCUUGUGGUUACUCAGCAAACCAUCCUCUGACUAUGUCCCUCUUGGCCAGUACCCAGGGGACCAUUUCAGUGAGAAGAUGCCCUGCGAGCUGAUAAAGGCUUUUCAAGGAGAGCUUCAAGUGUUAAGUGCACACAUCAACAUCAGAAACAUGAGUCUGGAGGUGCCAUACACAUACAUGGAUCCAGUGAAGAUAGAAAAUAGUGUGGCCAUUUGA
Messenger RNA from Epinephelus lanceolatus (giant grouper), 2055 nucleotides. The record is from RefSeq and is a predicted model, not a curated record. Lineage: Eukaryota; Metazoa; Chordata; Actinopteri; Perciformes; Serranidae.